GAGGCUGCGGCUCAAGGCCAUUUUCAAAUCUCAUUGGCUUGGUUGUCAUGUGGUCGGCAGAGGCAUCCACAAUUACACGGGGAAUGUUUUCCUAGAGAUGUCAGCCUACAAAGACACAAUCUCUCUUCUUCAAAUUCUUCCCCAAAAUGUCCUUUCCCAACAGCUCUCCUGCUGCUAAUACUUUUUUAGUAGAUUCCUUGAUCAGUGCCUGCAGGAGUGACAGUUUUUAUUCCAGCAGCGCCAGCAUGUACAUGCCACCACCUAGCGCAGACAUGGGGACCUAUGGAAUGCAAACCUGUGGACUGCUCCCGUCUCUGGCCAAAAGAGAAGUGAACCACCAAAAUAUGGGUAUGAAUGUGCAUCCUUAUAUACCUCAAGUAGACAGUUGGACAGAUCCGAACAGAUCUUGUCGAAUAGAGCAACCUGUUACACAGCAAGUCCCCACUUGCUCCUUCACCACCAACAUUAAGGAAGAAUCCAAUUGCUGCAUGUAUUCUGAUAAGCGCAACAAACUCAUUUCGGCCGAGGUCCCUUCGUACCAGAGGCUGGUCCCUGAGUCUUGUCCCGUUGAGAACCCUGAGGUUCCCGUCCCUGGAUAUUUUAGACUGAGUCAGACCUACGCCACCGGGAAAACCCAAGAGUACAAUAAUAGUCCCGAAGGCAGCUCCACUGUCAUGCUCCAGCUCAACCCUCGUGGCGCGGCCAAGCCGCAGCUCUCCGCUGCCCAGCUGCAGAUGGAAAAGAAGAUGAACGAGCCCGUGAGCGGCCAGGAGCCCACCAAAGUCUCCCAGGUGGAGAGCCCCGAGGCCAAAGGCGGCCUUCCCGAAGAGAGGAGCUGCCUGGCUGAGGUCUCCGUGUCCAGUCCCGAAGUGCAGGAGAAGGAAAGCAAAGAGGAAAUCAAGUCUGAUACACCAACCAGCAAUUGGCUCACUGCAAAGAGUGGCAGAAAGAAGAGGUGCCCUUACACUAAGCACCAAACGCUGGAAUUAGAAAAAGAGUUCUUGUUCAAUAUGUACCUCACCCGCGAGCGCCGCCUAGAGAUCAGUAAGAGCGUUAACCUCACCGACAGGCAGGUCAAGAUUUGGUUUCAAAACCGCCGAAUGAAACUCAAGAAGAUGAGCCGAGAGAACCGGAUCCGAGAACUGACCGCCAACCUCACGUUUUCUUAGGUCUGAGGCCGGUCAGAGGCCAGGACUGGAGAGGGGGCACCGCGUUCCAGGGCCCAGUGCUGGAGAACUGGGAAAGCGGAAACAAAACCUUCACUGCUCUUUGUUUUUUGUUUUGUUGUAUUUUGUUUUCCUGCUAGAAUGUGACUUUGGGGUCAUUAUGUUCGUGCUGCAAGUGAUCUGUAAUCCCUAUGAGUAUAUAUAUAUAUAUAUAUAUAUAAACUUAGCACGUGUAAUUUAUUAUUUUUUCAUCGUAAUGCAGGGUAACUAUUAUUGCGCAUUUUCAUUUGGGUCUUAACUUAUUGGAACUGUAGAGCAUCCAUCCAUCCAUCCAUCCAGCAAUGUGACUUUUUCAUGUCUUUCCUAACACAAAAGGUCUAUGUGUGUGGUUAGUCCAUGAACUCAUGGCAUUUUGAAUACAUCCAGUACUUUAAAAAUGACAUAUAUAUUUAAAAAAAAAAAAGAUUAAGAAAACCCAGAAGUUGGAGGGAGGGGGACUUAAAAAGCACAUUACAAUGUAUCUUUUCACAAAUGAAUUUAGCAGUUGUCCUUGGUGAGAUGGGAUAUUGACGAUUUAUGCCUUGUAGCCUUUCCCUUGUGGUGCAUCUGUGGUUUGGUAGAAGUACAACAGCAACCUGUCCUUUCUGUGCAUGUUCUGGUCGCAUGUAUAAUGCAAUAAACUCUGGAAAUGA
Molecule: messenger RNA, 1858 nt
Organism: Gorilla gorilla gorilla (western lowland gorilla)
Lineage: Eukaryota; Metazoa; Chordata; Mammalia; Primates; Hominidae
Gene: HOXD10
Product: homeobox D10
Exons: 2
Coding region: 147-1169 (340 amino acids)
Biological process (GO): regulation of transcription by RNA polymerase II
Cellular component (GO): nucleus
Molecular function (GO): DNA-binding transcription factor activity, RNA polymerase II-specific; RNA polymerase II cis-regulatory region sequence-specific DNA binding
Source: RefSeq, a predicted model, not a curated record